AAAACUUUAACUAAUUAAACAAGAUAAAAAUCUAACAGAUUUCUAUUGUUUCAUUUUUUGGAGCCUCGCUUCUACGCUGCAUCUCUCUCUAACCCCAGUGUAGCGUACUUUGAGUUCUGCUUUGAAGCGGCAUCUGAGUUUUUCUCUUCUCCAUUGAAGAAACUUCUGAGGUUGUGUGUAAGAGAGAUAAGAGAGGGAAAGUAACUGAAUCUAAAAAUGGACCUUAUAAAACAAGAGAUUAUGAAAAAGAGACAAGCUCUCUCUGCAGACAGGCCAGAAUCGGGCGGGAAACGAUUCUUCAAGCGGUCUGAGAUUGAGCAAAAGCGUCUUCAGAAGGUUCGUGAGGAGGAGAAACGUGAACUCGAGGAAAAAUCUGCUCGUCAGCAGCAAUCUUCAUCCUCUUCUGCUGCUUCCACAGCCUCACUUCUUGAUCUAAUAUACUCUACCAAACCAAAUACUGACUCCUCUUCUAAAAGUGCAACCUUAACAACUGAUGAGCAGAAUAAUAUUGAUGAACUUAAGCUCUCAAAACAAGAAGUGAUUCGGCGUCUUCGGCUCCUUAAACAGCCCAUUACACUUUUUGGAGAAGAUGAUGAUGCCCGUCUAGACAGGUACAAGAAUGUCCUGAAGACGGGAACCUUUGAGGUUGACAGUGAUGUGACAGAAGGCCAGACUAAUGAUUUCUUGCGAGAUAUUGUUGAAUUGAAGAAGUGGCAGAAGACUGGGAUUAUGAGUGACCGAAAGAGGAAAAGUGAAGAUUUGGAGGAUGGAGAGACAGGCAAAGGUGACGAGGACUUGAGUGGGGAGGGGGCCUCUUCUGGAGUAGAUGCUGAUAAGGACAUAAAACUCAUGAAGGCAAAAUUUGAGGAUUUGUGCGAGGAGGAUAAGAUUUUGGUAUUCUUCAAAAAGCUGUUGAAUGAAUGGAGACAAGAAUUAAAUGAAAUGCAGGAUUUGUCAAGGCGGACUGCAAAAGGAAAGCAAACGGUUGCCACUUUUAAGCAGUGUGGUCGAUACUUGACUCCAUUGUUUAAAUUCUGCAGGAAGAGGGCUCUUCCAGAUGACAUCAAGAAAUCGUUAAUGUUUGUCGUGGAUUGCUGUAUGCAGAGAGACUAUCGAACUGCUGUGGAUUGUUAUAUUAAGCUGGCCAUUGGAAAUGCACCAUGGCCCAUCGGUGUUACUAUGGUUGGUAUCCACGAACGUUCUGCUCGGGAAAAGAUUUAUACCAAUAGUGUUGCCCAUAUCAUGAAUGAUGAAACCACCCGUAAAUAUCUGCAGUCUGUCAAACGGCUGGUGACUUUUUGUCAACGCAAAUAUCCAACUGUGCCAUCUAAAUCAAUUGAAUUCAACAGCUUGGCAAAUGGUAGUGAUUUGCAGGCACUGCUGAUGGAUGAGCAGCAUUUGGAAGAAGGGAAUCACGUUUCAGAGGAAAGGCUUCAGUUAAUGCCUGCGCCAAGUGACGAGUGAAGACUGGAUCCUUGCAGUAUCAAGCCAACUGCUAUACAUGAACCCUUCUGAUCCCGAGGUGUCUGAUGAUCAUCGUGAUCUGCAUGAUCUUGGCAAGUAUCCUGAUAUUAUGUGAGAUACUCUACUCUGUCUCAGCCUUGUCUGCCUGAUGAACUUCUUCUUUACAAGCUGGUGUAGCUCCUGUCCAACCUUGUAAUUCGUACAGGUCACUCUGUCUUCACUAAAGGUCUAAAGUUUGGUGCAUCAGUAGCUACAAUGCAGCAACAGUUAUCAAGUGAACAUGCACGAAACCAAAUUUCGGAUGCUUUUCAAGUUUUAUACUGUAUUGUGUAAUCUCUGCUCCCUUCUUGAUAUUGUUAUCUGACUUAAUUGUAAAAUAGAUACUUUUCUUCAAAUGAUCUAAGCACUGGAUGUUAUCAUAAUUUCUACUCUUUAUAGUCAGAUGGUCAGAUGGCUUUUACGUGCUCUUUGAUCUCUCGUAUUUUGCUUCUACUUUGUUUAAAUUUCUUGUAGUUAACAGUUUGAGCUCAAUAAAUUUUGAACUUUCUUU
Molecule: messenger RNA, 2014 nt
Organism: Chenopodium quinoa (quinoa)
Lineage: Eukaryota; Viridiplantae; Streptophyta; Magnoliopsida; Caryophyllales; Amaranthaceae
Product: pre-mRNA-splicing factor 18-like
Exons: 3
Coding region: 217-1464 (415 amino acids)
Biological process (GO): RNA splicing; generation of catalytic spliceosome for second transesterification step
Cellular component (GO): U2-type post-spliceosomal complex; U5 snRNP; U4/U6 x U5 tri-snRNP complex
Source: RefSeq, a predicted model, not a curated record